UGUUUAACCAUCUUUAACCCUGUUUAAGGUUUGCAGGUUCUGAGUGGUGGUGGAGACUACAUCAGGAAUGCGUCUCCUCAGCGACACUGGUGAGAGGAGCCGGAGCUGCUGACAGAGCAGGUUGUUGGUAGACUGAUACCAGUGUUUGUGUGAUUAAAUCCUGAACCCUGGGAAAGUCCAGUUAUCUGCAGCUGAACACGGACUCGUUAACAGCUCAGUCAGCAUCUUCGCCCUCUGAAGCCCUGUUUGCAGGUGGGACAGCUGCGUCGUUACCAGCGCAGACGUGGGACCGACCCACCUGUCGUGUGACAUUUUAAGAGGCCGGAACCCUGAAGCGUGACUCAGUGGAACCCACGCAGGACGAUGAGAGGCCUUUGGCUGCUGCUGCUGCUGCUGCUGGCGGCGUCCUCUGCUCAGAGGCUCUUUGUGGGAGAUCAGGUCAUCAGGAUCAAUGCAGAGUCAGAGGAACAGAUCCAGCUCCUGCAGGCUCUGGAGACACAGGAGGAGUGGGAGCUGGAGUUCUGGCGCCGCCCGGUCUCCACUGGGCUUCCUGUCGACGUCCGGGUUCCUCGGGGCAGUUUGGAGCCAGUGAGGAGCUACCUCCUCGCCCACGACCUCCCCUUCAGCGUCCUCAUUAGCAACCUUCAGGAGCUUCUCAAUGAGGAGAAAGCUGAAAUGGAGCGGAACCAGAAGCUGGAGCUCAGCACCAGGAGCAUCAACUUUGCAGCCUAUCACACCCUGGAUACGAUCUACAGCUGGAUGGACUCGCUGGUGGCCCAGCAUCCCGGUCUGGUCACCAAGGAGGAAGUGGGCCGAUCGUAUGAGGGCAGACCCAUGUAUGUGCUGAAGUUCAGCACCGGCUCCGACCGGCCGGCCAUCUGGAUCGACACAGGAAUCCACGCCAGGGAGUGGGUGUCUCAGGCGACCGGCGUGUGGACAGCCAACAAGAUUGCCACAGAUUACGGCUCAGACGCUUCCCUCACCUCCCUCCUGAACUCCAUGGACCUUUACCUGCUGAUCGUGGCCAAUCCUGACGGCUACGUCUACACCCACACCAGAGACCGCAUGUGGCGCAAGACGCGCUCCGUGAAUCCCGGAUCCGCGUGCCGCGGAGUCGAUCCCAAUAGGAACUGGGAUGCUGGAUUUGGUGGCCCCGGCGCCAGUACCAACCCCUGCUCGGACUCCUACCACGGCCCGGCCGCUCACUCUGAGGUGGAGGUGAAGAACGUGGUGGACCUGAUCACGAGUCACGGCAACUUCAAGUCCUUCAUUUCGGUCCACGCCUACUCGCAGCUGCUCAUGUACCCGUACGGCUACAGCUGCAGCCACGUUCCCGAUCAGCCGGAGCUGGACUCCGUUGGCAGAGCAGCGGCCCAGAAACUGGCUUCACUCUAUGGAACCAGUUACAGAGUUGGAAACAUCUGCAACAUCAUCUACCCAGCCAGCGGCGGCAGCAUCGACUGGUCCUACGACGCCGGCAUUAAAUACUCCUUUGCGUUGGAGCUGAGGGACACCGGGCGCUACGGGUUCCUCCUGCCAGCGAGUCAGAUCGUCCCCACGGCCUCCGAGACCUGGUUGGCUCUGAAACACAUCAUGGAGCACGUCAGGGACCAUCCUUAUUGACCCCUGGAAGGAAGAGCAGCACCAGCUCCUCAUUAGCAUCAUUCACCAGUAAAAUCAUAACCAACAAUCAUUGUCGUUUCAGCUUUGAAAAACUGUUAUUUGAGUUUAGGGUUUUUAAUCAGAUUUUAAAGCUUCACACAAACGUGACCCUUGAAUGUAAUAACUAAUAAGAACAAUAAAUAUUUGGCCAUUUAUCCUCAA
Messenger RNA from Betta splendens (Siamese fighting fish), 1824 nucleotides. RefSeq names its product carboxypeptidase A4 (gene cpa4). The record is from RefSeq and is a predicted model, not a curated record. The transcript has 11 exons. Gene Ontology annotation, molecular function: zinc ion binding; metallocarboxypeptidase activity. Bases 364 to 1623 code for a protein of 419 amino acids. NCBI's taxonomy places the organism in Eukaryota, Metazoa, Chordata, Actinopteri, Anabantiformes, Osphronemidae. Gene Ontology annotation, biological process: proteolysis.